GCUUUUUCUUUAUUUCAAUUUCUCUGACGAUUAUUUCUAGAAUUCUAUUCGUCACAAUUUAUCUUUAAAUAAAAGCUUUGUCCGUGUUCCGCGUCCGAUUAACGAACCUGGCAAGGGCUCAUAUUGGCAAGUGGAUUACCGUGCGGUUGCAGAAUCAGAUUCAAGAACUAAAAUAACCAUGCGUAACCGUGGUAGUCGUUCCGGUAGUGACCCCGCCAAGGCGCCUCCUUACCAUCUACCUGACGAUCACUACCAUCAGCGUUUUAAUCGUGAUACACGCUCACUAUCGCUUGAUUCUAACAUGAGUACAAAAUUGGCUAUCUCCGCGGGUAGCAACAGCAGCAGUAGUAGUCCAGCAACGAAUAUGCCAUUCUAUCCAGCUCCUUUCAGUGCCUUUGCCGUUGGUUACGAUAAUCGACACUUUGGUCACCACCACCAUCAUCAUCAUCAUCACAGACACAGUGUAGAUUUCACCAGAAGCCCAUACUUGACUAAUUAUGAAAUGUAUACCACUCCUCAGCCGGUGGACAGUCCAUAUUCUUCUCAUCCUCAUCAUAUCCAUAGAAUUCAAUCCGCAUCCAGUUUGCCUAAAAGUAACGCGACGGCACCACCAACACCUUCUUCUAGCGGGCCAUUUUAUGAUUCAAAUAAUAGUAACACACAAUACAUCUAUUCAAACACAGUAGUGCAGCAAAGGCAUCAACAGCACCCUUCGAGUCCAAUAAAAAAGGAGCCGACUGAUGGCUGCUCUACUCCUCAACCUACUUGCAAUAAGCCAUCAUCUACCAUAAAAAACGACGGAUACGAGCCAUGGAUGUAAUUAUGGAGCUUUCCUUCUUUUUUUCUUUCUUUCUUUCUUCCUUUUAGGCAUAUGAUAUUAUAUAUAUAUAAUUGUCAUUUUAUAUUCCCCCUCUUCCCCCACACACACAAGCGCGCGCACACGCAAACGCACACACAUAUAAACAUGUUUAUUUCAAUAAAGUUGCUAUUUUUUAAAGCUUGUUUUCUCUUUUGUUAUGUAGUUCAUGAA
This is a messenger RNA of Rhizopus microsporus ATCC 52813, 1030 nucleotides long. RefSeq lists its product as uncharacterized. The coding region runs from base 179 to 820 and encodes 213 amino acids. NCBI's taxonomy places the organism in Eukaryota, Fungi, Mucoromycota, Mucoromycetes, Mucorales, Rhizopodaceae. The transcript has a single exon. The record is from RefSeq and is a predicted model, not a curated record.